CUACCUUCCCUCCCACAAUUUACUGUGUACAUUAACAUAACUAUUCAGUUUUACUAGCAUGCCUUUACUAUUCCAGAAGAUUCCUGCCCAAAUUGCUUGAUUGUUCAUUAAAGGAACUUCCACAAGCACCUGUCAACUCUUCUCUUUAAAGAACAUCAACAGUUUGCACCUGUAGGUUCCUCGCCUACAAAAAUCCUUGCUCUUCCCACCAAUCCUGGACUGCAGCAUCAUGACCGUCAUGGAAUCCCAUUCGUCUUUUGCACUGAAAGAUCCCGCCUUAAACCACACUUCCAAUUCUCAGUGAAUUCCAGCCUUGUCUUCCUGGCUCCGCGGACUCUGUCAAGUUUUGCCUUCGCAGAACUCGGCGCCUUUCCCCAGCAGGAAGAGGAAAAAAAUGACCAAAUUCCAGGAGGCGGUGACCUUCAAGGACGUGGCCGUGACCUUCACGGAGGAAGAGCUGGGGCUGCUGGACUCCACCCAGAGGAAGCUGUACCGAGAGGUGAUGCUGGAGAACUUCUGGAACCUGCUCUCAGUGGGGCACCAGUCCCCCAAGCCAGAUAUGAUAUCCCAGUUGGAGAGAGAGGAAGAACUUUGGAUGACGGAGGUCCAGACCCAGAGAGGUGGGCAUUCAGGAGCCAGGAAUCACAAUGAGAUGGAGACUCUUCAUGAAACAGGAGUGAGAUUCCUUUCAUUGGGAGAGCUUUCGUGCUGGCACAUCAAGAGACACGUUGUGAGCAAAUUAACCAAAAGUCAGGACUCCGUGAUAAGUAUUCACAGAAAGAAUACUCAGUCCCCCAAACAACAUAAUUCCCCUGCAGGAGUGUCCAUUCAGGCUUCUGUGGAAGACACCUGUUUAAUGACUCUUCUAGAGGAUCAUUCUAAUGUUAUUGAAAAUCAAGAAUUUCCAACUGGGAGAGCUCAGAAUUCCUGGAAGACACUCUAUCUGAAUGGGACUCAGAAUUAUCAGAGAAGUUGUAAGCUGACUCCAGUGAAAACCACGUGCUGUAUGUUCGUUCCAUGUGCUGAUAUUUUCAGUUGUAUCUCCCCCCACCUCGAUGAUGACAUGGUGCACAAAAGAGAGAAAGCUCAAGGCAACAGAGAGUGUGGUAAAGAUCUCUUAAAGGCAUCACCUCUGGCCCCGUACAGUAUCAUUCAAACUGGACCGAAAAGCUACCAGUGUAACGAACGUGAGAAAGGAUUCAGUGACCACACCAGCCUUGAACUUCAUCAGCAGGUACACGUGGGCAGGAAGUCCCCUACAUCCAGGACACCUGAGAAGGACAGCGGUUAUCGCUCAGCUAGUCCCAUUCAACAGGGUGUCCUCCCUGGGAAGAAACGCUACUGGUGUCACGAGUGCGGGAAGGGCUUCAGUCAGAGCUCAAACCUGCAAACUCAUCAGAGAGUCCACACAGGGGAGAAGCCCUAUUCAUGCCACGAGUGCGGGAAGAGCUUUAAUCAGACCUCACACCUGUACGCCCACCUGCCCAUUCACACUGGAGAGAAGCCGUACAGAUGCGAGAGCUGCGGGAAGGGCUUCAGUCGUAGCACAGACCUCAACAUCCACUGCAGAGUCCACACGGGAGAGAAACCGUAUAAGUGUGAGGUGUGCGGGAAGGGCUUCACUCAGAGGUCCCACCUUCAGGCCCACGAAAGAAUCCACACCGGAGAGAAACCAUACAAGUGUGCAGAUUGUGGGAAACGCUUCAGCUGUAGCUCAAAUCUUCAUACGCACCAGCGCGUCCACACUGAGGAGAAACCCUACAGAUGUGAGGAGUGUGGCAAGUGCUUCAGCCUGAGCUUCAACCUUCACAGUCACCAGCGCGUCCACACAGGAGAGAAACCCUACAAGUGUGAGGAGUGUGGGAAGGGUUUUAGUUCGGCCUCAAGCUUCCAGAGCCACCAGAGGGUUCACACAGGAGAGAAGCCAUUUCGAUGCAGUGUGUGUGGGAAGGGCUUCAGCCAGAGUUCCUAUUUCCAAGCCCAUCAGAGAGUCCACACUGGAGAAAAACCCUACAAGUGUGAGGUGUGUGGGAAGCGCUUCAAUUGGAGCCUGAAUCUUCAUAACCAUCAGAGGGUCCACACAGGAGAGAAACCCUAUAAAUGCGAGGAGUGUGGGAAGGGCUUCAGUCAGGCCUCGAAUCUUCAAGCUCAUCAGAGUGUCCACACGGGGGAAAAGCCCUUCAAAUGUGAUGCGUGUCAAAAGCGAUUCAGUCAGGCCUCCCAUCUUCAAGCCCAUCAGAGAGUCCACACGGGAGAGAAACCAUAUAAAUGUGAUACGUGUGGUAAGGCCUUCAGCCAGAGGUCGAAUCUCCAAGUCCAUCAGAUAAUUCACACUGGAGAGAAACCAUUCAAAUGCGAGGAGUGUGGGAAAGAAUUCAGCUGGAGUGCCGGGCUCAGUGCUCAUCAGAGGGUCCACACAGGAGAGAAACCCUAUACAUGUCAGCAGUGCGGUAAGGGCUUCAGCCAGGCCUCACAUUUCCACACCCAUCAGAGGGUCCACACUGGAGAGAGGCCUUACAUAUGUGAUAUAUGUUGCAAGGGCUUCAGCCAGAGGUCACAUCUUGUUUACCAUCAGAGGGUCCACACUGGAGGGAACCUGUAGAAUUGGAAGGUGAGGAAUGGCCUCCAGAUAAUCCAUGUCUUCAUCUCUAUUGGAAAGUCUGUGCUGGUAGUUGUGGGAAGUUCCUGCAGAACUUGGAAACAUCAAGGAAUCUUCAUGGGAAAGAAGUUCUAUAAAAUGCUGUGUUUUUAAAGAUCCAAUUGGGAGGUGAACUCUUUAUACUAACAUCCGGUUUCACAGAGGAGAGAAAACAUAUUCUAUAAAUAUGGUCAGUGGUUAUACCAGAGCUCUGAAUGCCCCGAUUCUCAAGAUGUGACACAAGAGAAGAAUCAUUGGCAUCUACCCAGGAGAGAAGGCUUAUACAUGAAGGUUAUGGGCAGGACUUGAACAAAAGUAUAAUGAUGGACAAACAAUUGGUGUCAACUGUAGUGUACCCUCCACGUAGGGAGUGCUGUUUUUCACCAUUCUAUCUCUACCGUGUAGAACUGUGCUUGGCUUCUAAUAGGUGCCUGGCAAUUACUGAACCAAGGGGAGGAAAAUCCCUCUAAUUAGGACAAAUAUUUGAAAAUUCUGGUCGGCCUCCUAUCCUAAAUUCAUAACAUACUCAAGAGGAAUCCUGCAAAUCGCCUUAAUAAGAUUGUACUUCAAUUAAUAUUUCCUAAAAUCAGAAUCAUGUAAUAGCCAUCCACAAUAGUACAGAUUUGGACAAGGCUUAUGAAUGGCUGCCACCCUCCAUCCAGCUUCAGUUAUAUGUACAGAAUCACCCAUUGUGUGUAGUGUAAUAUUUAGCAUCAUUAGUUUGUAUUUUAUAGACUGAAAGACUUUUUUAUUAAUCUAAUAACAUACUGCAACUUACAUGAUUGGAAAUUUUGAACACU
Mesoplodon densirostris (Blainville's beaked whale) is the source of this 3438-nucleotide messenger RNA. RefSeq names its product zinc finger protein 235 (gene ZNF235). Gene Ontology annotation, biological process: regulation of transcription by RNA polymerase II. Gene Ontology annotation, cellular component: nucleus. The transcript is spliced from 5 exons. Lineage: Eukaryota; Metazoa; Chordata; Mammalia; Artiodactyla; Ziphiidae. Gene Ontology annotation, molecular function: DNA-binding transcription factor activity; RNA polymerase II cis-regulatory region sequence-specific DNA binding. Bases 395 to 2602 code for a protein of 735 amino acids. The record is from RefSeq and is a predicted model, not a curated record.